UGACGGUGUUCAAUGUCGCGAAGUCGUCGACUGUCUUAAACGAGUGGACGGUCGUGAGACAUCGCUGCCUUUCAACCGGCAGGAACAUGAAAUCGAAACCCGACCACAUCUCCGAGAACGCCGCAAAUUUGCCCACGUGUCGUAGACAUCGAAAUCCGGACCGUGUCCAAACGACGCCGAGCCAUCGACAACGAUAAUGAGCCAAUUGAUUACGUCGCCCCAACCGUCAGAAAACGAAGAGUCAAGAAGCGCUAUAGAAAAAAGUGCGAUGUCGAGCGCAGGAACUAGGUGUAACUCCGCAGCUCAAAAAAAUAGAACUCUGACCAAUCAGUCUGGACGUAGUUCGAUCGCUGGAGAUUCCACAAGUAAUACCACGGAAGAUGCUUCCAUCAGUAAUAAAUCGCAGAGUAAUUCCGCUCGACGUACGCCAGGAAAAUCAUCAGUCAGUCCAAUUUCGCACAAGAGGCCCACAUCCAGUCUGCCAGCUGGAUCGACGCUUAGACCCGAAAAUCAAUAUGCAGUGAAAAAGAAACGUUACUUGCUACUAAAGAAGGAGUUGACGGACAAACAGAAAACCGCGCAAGAUCUGUACAACGAUAUGUCUCAGCUCCGUGAGAAACUAAUCACCAGUGGUGCGAAAGAUCCGGGCAAAGUAGAAACUCUGAAACUGGAGGUUGGAUCGAGCAAACAUUUUCCAGCAACUGAAGCAAGUUACAAGGAGGCGGCAGACGUUCACGCCGAGAAACUCUCCGUCGGCAAAGAAAUGCUCGAAUCCUUGGAGGAUCGAUUACGAGAGAUCCCGAAGAAGUUGCGAAACCUUUGCCAGGACCUGUUGGACAAACAGUCGAUCUUCGUGGCUUUCGUGACGUCGCAACUGAUCAAAGCCAGCUCGGAAGGGAACGACCCGGAUCGCACGAACUCGGAAGUGACCAUGCAGCUCGAGAUUCACCAAAGAGAUUACGACGCUCUUAGGUCGCAUAUGAACGAAAUACAGGAGAUCGAGGAGAAGUCGAUCGCCGAGUUAACGAGGAACGUGCAGCAUCUAAUCGACGAGUAUGAGCAUUCCAGGGCGAAGAUAAAGGAGACGAACGCGGCGGAAGCGCAGAGAGAACUGCAAACGCAAUUAAAUGCUACGGUGGAGGAGCUGCAGACGGAAAAAGAGAAGAAUAAUCAAAAUAAAGAACGUCUUCGACAGACUGAGUCGCAAUUGCAGAAAGCACGUACGAAGAUCAAGGAGAUGGAGACGCACAUGGCAAACGAUAAGGAAAAGAUUCAGCAGCUGCAAGGCAACGUGAAGACCAUAGAAGGUCAAAUGAAGCAGAAGGAUUUGGCGAUAGAGGGUAGGAUGAAAGACAUGCAGAAGACGAUGAGGAGCAGCGAGGAUCUGGUCGCUAAGGUGGAGAAGCAGAGGGAUAGCUUCGAAGCACGGUUGAUGGAGCUUAAAGAGAAGAUGAACAGCAAGGAAAACGAAGCGAUAAAUACGAUCAAGGAACUAUCUGAAAGGCUGAAAGCGGUUACUACCGAUCUUGGGAUCGAAAAGGAGAAGAGGCAACAAGUAAAAGACGCGUUCACAGAAUUAGAGGAGCGAUACAAGAAUCUCGAGGAGAAGAGCAAACAAUUAUGCGAGCUUGCGGAGAAGAAUAAAGAUUUCGCUAUUACAGAUGGUAGUCAUACAGAGAACGAAGUACGCCUGUUCAGCGAGUUACAGGCAACCAGAAACGAAUUGGAAGCGCAGAGGCAGAUGAUGUUGCAGCUGCAGCAAGAGAAAGAGGAAAUCAUUGCAGUGAUGCAUCAAGCGGCCUGUCGCGAGGAGGAGGAAGAUUCGAGGGAGAAAUUGGCUGCGGAAUUAGUGUUCAAAUCCAACGAAGUCCAGAAGCUGACGAUGCAGUAUUCGGAACUGAAAAAGGUUGCAAAAAACGCCCAAGAAAAAAAUGGGAUCUUAGAAAGGCAGUUGAUAGAGAUUCAAACGCGGCUGCAUUCUCAGUCCAUGGAGGGUGGAAAAGCUGGGUUAAGCGCUCAUGCGAUUGAGCUUCAACAACAGGUCUCCGAUCUUCGCAACAAUUUAGCAGAAGUAAUUCAGCAAAAGGAGGAGCUAGAAACUGUAUUGACUCAGAAGCAAUUGGAGUUGGAGCAGCGUGACCGUAUGAUGCGUGAGCAGAGCAAGUAUCUUAAAGUCAGAGACGAGUUGCUUGAUAUUUUGAAAGGAAAGGCACAGCAGGAGAAUGGAGAAUUAUCGACCAACGAUGAGAACAAUGAAUAUCUUGAGCAGAUUCACAAACAGAUAGCUGCCAAAACGGAGGCAAUCCAGGGGUUGUAUACGACUUUGGAAAACAAGCAAUUACAGAUUAUGCGUCUGGAGAAGAUGGUAAAGCUAAUGGAGGACCACCAAGAUCGAGCUCAAGCUCAACGUACGCGUUUAGAGAAUCGCAUUGCUCAACUAGAACUGGCUUUGCAAAGGAAUAAGGAACAGCGGGGUAAGGGCUUCGGCAUCCUGUAAGGAACUUUCUAAUCAUCGUCAACGUAAAUGAUCUCCAUCUUUGGUCGAUCUCUUUGUCAAAGAGAUUAUUUUAUGUUAUUAAACAUUAAGUCUUUGGUAAGCGGC
Messenger RNA from Bombus pascuorum, 2602 nucleotides. RefSeq names its product golgin subfamily A member 6-like protein 24. The transcript has 11 exons. Bases 197 to 2497 code for a protein of 766 amino acids. Lineage: Eukaryota; Metazoa; Arthropoda; Insecta; Hymenoptera; Apidae. The record is from RefSeq and is a predicted model, not a curated record.